AUGGCCUCAACUUCCACAUUGCCACAGCCCUCGCGGUCAGGCAAUCCUCCAUCGGGGUCAUUACCACCCCUCCCCAACCCCAAACCCAGAAAGACCGCGUCCGAGACGCCGAGAGCGGCAUCCCCGUAUGGUCCCUCCAAGCUACGCACGCCCUCCAGCCCCAAACCAUCCCUCAAAUCUCCGCUCUCCAGCUCCAACUCCACCACCAACCUCAACGCGCGGUCAUCGUCGGGAGGCCGUCCACCGGGAAGUCCAGACAAAUCCUUGCGCCGAACAAUCAGCAUCGCCUCAUUCCCACAACCACCCAAAGCGGGAAGUCGCCCGUCAACGGCAUCAUCGCUCUCGGGAGUUCCAGGCGCGACCAGUAUGCGCCCGAAACGAAGCUCGCGUCUGAGCACGGGGACCACCAGCAGCUACCGGAGCUCGAAGACACCGUCCUUGUUAAACGGGAGUGGGGAAGGGAAAUUCAUAUCCAGCGGAGAAGCGCGGGACCCAGAGGCAUCGCCCGGACACAGCCGAAGCUCGUCGGCGCAAGGAUCGUGUUCCACCAGUGCGACGACCUUUGAAGAUGCGGACGACACCCACAAAUCGAGCGCCAAGCCAAAGGAGAUCAAGGGCAAUGUGAUCGUCAGUGUGCGCGUGCGCCCAGAUAAUAACAGCGGGGGGGAAACCCCCCGAAACCACGGGGAAUGGUCGGUCGACAGUCGGCAGAGUAUGAUUUCCUAUCGCGGGAAAGAGGGAGGGGAUUACAUCUAUGAUAAUGUCUUUAACACCCAAGAAAAUAAUGCCCGAGUCUACGAUUCCGCCGCCAAACGCCUGGUGCGCCGAGUGAUGGAGGGCUAUCAUGGAACCGUCUUCGCGUAUGGAAUGACAGGCACCGGAAAGACCUUUUCCAUGCAAGGUACUGCCACCUCGCCCGGUGUGAUUCCACUGGCCAUUACAGAUAUCUUUUCCUUUAUUCGAGAAACCCCCCACCGCGAGUUCUUGCUGCGGGUCAGCUACCUGGAAAUUUACAACGAGAAGAUCCAUGAUUUGCUGUCGGCAUCCGCGGCCGGUCCCGGCGCAGGCCCGCAAGAAGAAAUCAAGUUAAGAGAGGACAGCAAACGAGGAGUCUAUGCAACCCCACUCAAGGAGGAGAUUGUGCAGAGCCCAACCCAACUCUUGCGGGUGAUUGCCCGAGGCGACCAUGCCCGGCGCACGAGUAGCACCCAGUUCAAUGCCCGCAGUUCUCGAAGUCACGCGGUCGUGCAAAUUGUCGUCGAAAGUCGAGAACGAGUGCCCGCCGGAAGUCAAGAGAAACGCGCUGCCAUGACCCCGGGUGGAGUGCGGGUAUCAACUUUGAGUCUGAUUGAUUUGGCGGGCUCAGAGCGUGCCGCGGACGACAAAGAGCGCCGGACUGAAGGCGCGCACAUUAACAAGAGUCUCCUCACUCUGGGUAAUAUCAUUUCCGGACUCUCAGAUAAUAAGGAUAAGCAAGGCAACCCGUCGGAUCGCGAUGGGAGGCAUUUGCCUUACCGUGACAGCAAAUUGACCAGACUGCUCCAACCCGCCUUGUCAGGAGGCUCCCUCGUCAGUAUUCUCUGCACCAUCCAGUUCGCCAGCGCGGUCAAUUCACACACGGGGGAGACUUUGAACACGAUGAAGUUCGCCGCCCGUGCGAAGAACAACAUCGUCAGUCAUGCCAAAAAGGCCGAGGAAGCAUAUGGCGGGGGUGGAGGUGACUCGGGAAGUCGAGUAUUACUCGAGCGAUAUCGCAUGGAGAUCCAAGCCCUCCGCGGCCAACUCGAUACUCAAGCCAAAUCCCAGGCGGAGAAGGAACUCAAGUGGGAUGAACAGCAAUACGAGAAGGAGGCCCAGGCUCGCCACGAGGAGCAGGUGCUGGAGAUGCAGUUGGCGCGCACCGCUCUCAAAGAGCGAAUCGAGCAUCUCAACCGCUUGAUCUUGAGCUCCAAAUCCACGGGCGUGAACAAUCAUAACAGCUUGUCUACCUUUGGCCGACUCUCACGGAUGUCUGCCACGGAUUCCGGGUCUCGAUCACUGCGUUCUUCCGCAAGCCAAUCUACUUUGGGGGUUGGUUAUUCGUCCAUGCGCCCUAUCUCAUUCAUGUCGGUCAAUAGCAGCGAGCCUUCCAGUGCUCUUCACUACCCAGGUGGCUCAUUCGGAAAUGAAGACGAGGAAGACCUGGGUGAAUUUGGCGAUGGAAAAGCCAGCCUCCAACGCCAAGUCGCUGCUCUGCAAGCUGAUCUCGGAGACAAGAACCGAUACAUCUCCACCUUGGAACGUCGAUUACUCCAAGCCCGGCGAUCUAGCCAUUCCCGCAUGUCAAUCGGUCCCAAGCCAGUCAGCUCUACAAUUUCCGAGCACCCCGAUGCCUCGGCUUUGGUUCAUGAGAAGGAUCUGGAGAUUAAUGAACUUCGACUGCAAUUGGAUGACAAGGAUCGCAUGCUCGCUGCGCUUCGAUCGGCUACCCGACACCGCGAUCUCGCGACCAAUGACUCCCCCGACCUCCGGAGUGGAUCGGUGGCUGGAGACAGUCCGGCGCUCAAUGGUCAAGGCUUUGGCAGGAUGGACAGUCCCUCUCGACGUCCAUUAUCUGGUCGCAGUGAAAAAGAGGACGCGGGAAAAAAUAUGGACGAAGUCUCGCGGAUGCUGGAAGAGAUGAUCCAAAACCGGGAUGGCCAACGAAAGAGUAUCAGUGACAGUCGACGCGUCUCCGCGCAGGUCGCCGGCCUCAACCCCAAUGCUCCCUCAUGGGAUCCCAGUCUCAGCCCCCCGGUUCAGGAAUGA
Penicillium salamii is the source of this 2787-nucleotide messenger RNA. The record is from the annotation of a GenBank genome assembly. Lineage: Eukaryota; Fungi; Ascomycota; Eurotiomycetes; Eurotiales; Aspergillaceae.